UAUCUCAAAAAGAUGAAGACCACUGCCCUUCAACUUACCAGUAACCUUAAGCAAUGCUGCCCUUUUUUUAGUAACAUGCGCAUAAAAGUGCUUUAAAUUUUUUUCGAUAACAAAGUGCUUCAAUUGGUCUCCGACUCUAAUCGACUCAUAUUCCAUCAUUCACAGAACCCCCGAAAAUCUCCCAGAUCCAAAAAAAUGGCCAACAAACAAUCACAAGGAGAAGGAGAAAACAUUUCAUCAGCUCAAGCAGUGUUUCUCGGGGCUUUAGCUCCUGGUGUAAACGGUCCAACAUGGACAACUCUGAGGCUAGCUUUUGUGAUGCUGGGUGUUUGCCUUUCUGUGAUGCUGGGCUUGGCUUUCUCCUCUAGUGACUCUUGGUUGGUUCUUCAUGUUGCAUUCUUGGUCUUCAUCACUAUGACUCUCUUCCUGCUUCUUAGCUGGUUUCUUUCACAGACUGGUUUGGUCUCUGUGGAACAUCAAAUCCGUAAGAUAGGCUUAGCACCAGAUGAUCAAGAUCCAAGCAGAAAAAACACCUUGAAGAUCGAAGAAAAAUCCAUGUAAAAAGUCAUCUUAUUGAUCAUUUAAGACUACUACAUUUGUGAUACACACUUGCACAGGCAUGGAAAGACAAGAUUGUUUAAACACUUAGCAGAUGGCAGUUGUUCUUCCAACGUUCUAUGAGCACUAUUGGCGGGAGAAUCACAUCUUUCAGCCACGCUUUGCUUCUUUCUCCUUGUGUUUGCUCCUUUGGGUUUGAUGAAGUGGAAGCACGAGCAGCAUGGGAACUGAACAAGAACUUCAUCUCCUUGAUUAUUCGGAUGAUCAUAUACAUUGUGUGGAGAUUAUUGAUUUAGUGCUCCAUCCACUUUUGGCUUCCUUUUGAUAAAAAGAUGCCUAGCUUACCUAUCACUGUCACUUGGAUGCUUCUAUUAAUUUGAUAUAUUGCUCCUUCCAA
This is a messenger RNA of Argentina anserina (silverweed cinquefoil), 955 nucleotides long. RefSeq lists its product as uncharacterized. The coding region runs from base 196 to 561 and encodes 121 amino acids. Lineage: Eukaryota; Viridiplantae; Streptophyta; Magnoliopsida; Rosales; Rosaceae. The transcript is spliced from 3 exons. The record is from RefSeq and is a predicted model, not a curated record.